Nylanderia fulva is the source of this 1119-nucleotide messenger RNA. It is a transcript of the gene Osi16, whose product is annotated as DUF1676 domain-containing protein Osi16. NCBI's taxonomy places the organism in Eukaryota, Metazoa, Arthropoda, Insecta, Hymenoptera, Formicidae. The record is from RefSeq and is a predicted model, not a curated record. Gene Ontology annotation, cellular component: membrane.
AUGUAUGAAACGACCGAAAGGCAAAAAGGAAAAAGGACUACCGUUGAUUCGCUCUAUAUAUACUGCAAGUAUCCGAGGGUAUGCCCAGUGCACGAUACGCGUUUCAUCCGUCAGCUUCAAGGUCCUUCGUCUUCAAGGAUAUCGUCGCGCUGCUGGCGAUCCGUAGACCUAGGACGGAAAAAAAUUCUGCACAAAUUUUUCUUACUUCAAUCAAGUUCAAGAAACAACCAAAAAUUCGCGAUGAAAGGAAUUACGCAGGAAUUGUCGCGUUGUCAUCUCCUUCUUCUGGUACUUGUUCUUUCGGGAUGCGUCAGUGCAGAGAUCGAGAGACGCACCUCGAGACAAUUGAUAGAAGAAGCGCCGGAAAAUCUGGCGUCCAAUUUAAACAAAGAUUGCGGAAAGUCAUACAGUGCCACAUGCCUCAAGCUGGACGUGGUGUCUUUCCUGGAUAAAUUGUCGGAGCAAGAGAACAUCGGUAUCUUGCCGGGUGUAUCUGUGAUCAAGGAGAACAGUUCUGCCAAUGUUCCGGCAUCGGAAGUAGUCGCCAAUUUGGCGAGGGAUUUCCCGAACGACGUUGAGAAGAGAUUGGAUGCUUAUUUGGUUCACAAGGUCGGCAGUUACAUUAACAGUCACUCAAUCUCUAUCAAGCUUUUCGAUCCAAAAACCUUUGAAGCUGCCAGGAGCUUUAACGAAGAUGCGCUCGCGCAACUUGGUUUCGGUGGCAAAGAAAAUGUUGAAACAGGACGUAAAAAGGACAAGAAUCACGGCGGUCUGUUAGCCGGUCUGAUGAUGAUGAAGGCAACUCUCGGCGCGAUGGGAUUCGGCGCGUUGGCACUCCUCGCCGGAAAAGCCCUGAUGACCGGUUUGAUGGCACUCAUGUUAUCAGCCAUCAUCGGGCUCAAGUCCCUGACUAGCGGUCACGACAAGAAGACGACGUACGAAAUCGUUAGCAAGCCGGUGUACAGCAGCUCGCAUACGCAUAGCUCGGAGGAGCAUCACGGACACGGAUUCGGACAUUCUGGAUAUGGAAGAUCCCUCGAUACCGUUCACGAUACGGUUCAACAGGCCGUGCUGAAAUACGGCAACGCGCGCGAUCGCAGAUCAAUCUUGCAGAACUAA